AUGGCGGAGAACUCACUUGUCGACCACUACACUCCCAACUGGCUGGACUACUUCAGCCCUGACGGUGAUCUACUCGGCGACGUCCUGCUACAGGUCGACUGCCAGAUCUGUGACAAAAAGCUCGCCAUCAUUCAGCCUCCAGAUGACGAAAACGAAGCAUACACCGUGCUGCCAUGCGGACACGCCUUCGGGUAUAACUGCAUUCAGCUAUGGCUCGAGGGGGGUAACAACCCGACGUGCCCAUCAUGCCGAAAAUCGCUGGAGCACAGGGAUUGCGGACACCUGUUCAGCCCACAGUCAUUCGAACCAGUUGACGGCUUUAACGUGCACCAAGACUUGCCCCCCGUUCUUGGGCCGGAUCAAGAGAUAGCCCUGAAUGUGGAUGCGAGUCGGGAGGACCUCCUCCACGACAGUUUACGCCCUCCCGUUCGCAGAGAGCGCCCUCUUAUGAAGCACCACCACGCAACCCCCGAUCUUCUCAUUCGAACAGAGCGCCGUCUUAUGGCUAUCAGACAUAUUCCCCUUAUCAAUAUCAGCCAAUUCCCUCUCAUGAAUACCAGGCUCACCUCAUGUCAAAUUCGGUCUACCGACCGCAGGGAGCCUACCCUCCAGGGGGACCGCCACCUUACGUCCGCCGGCCAGGAGCUUAUAACCCCUACCAAGCUGGCGGGCCCACAGCUCUGA
Anthostomella pinea is the source of this 684-nucleotide messenger RNA. The record is from the annotation of a GenBank genome assembly. Lineage: Eukaryota; Fungi; Ascomycota; Sordariomycetes; Xylariales; Xylariaceae.